Dentiscutata erythropus is the source of this 149-nucleotide messenger RNA. NCBI's taxonomy places the organism in Eukaryota, Fungi, Glomeromycota, Glomeromycetes, Diversisporales, Gigasporaceae. The record is from the annotation of a GenBank genome assembly.
AUGACUAACAAACGUGUUGUUGUGCUUAGUGCUGGUGUUUUCAGUUUAACUACUGCUAUUCUUCUCUUGCAGCAAGAAAAAAGGUUUGAAGUUACUGUAGUAGUGAAACAUUUUCCAGGGGACUUUUCAAGUGAAUUCACGAGUCCAUG